Messenger RNA from Dictyostelium discoideum AX4, 810 nucleotides. RefSeq lists its product as hypothetical. NCBI's taxonomy places the organism in Eukaryota, Evosea, Eumycetozoa, Dictyosteliales, Dictyosteliaceae. The coding region runs from base 1 to 810 and encodes 269 amino acids. The record is from RefSeq and is a predicted model, not a curated record. The transcript has a single exon.
AUGAUAAAUUAUAAUAAAAUUAAAAAAGUUAGAGCAAUAAUUUUUGAUUUAGAUGGUACAUUAUUAACAGGUACAGAUUUUAAAUUAUUAAGAAAAGAAUUAAAUUUAGAAAAUUUUGCAAAAAUUGAUAUUUUAGAAAUUAUAAAUGGUUAUUCAAUUGAAGAGAAAGAGAAAGCAAAUAAGAUAAUAUAUGAUUUCGAAUUAAGAGCUAGAAAUCAAAUUCAACUUCAAGAUAAUGUUGAAGAACUAUUAGAAUUUUUAGAGAUUAAUAAUAUACCAAAAGCAAUUCAUUCACGUAAUAGUUUAGAGAAUAUUCAACAUUUCGUUUAUCAACGUUUAUCAAAACCAUAUAGAUUUCAUCAUUUAGUUGGUAGAGAGAUCGAACCACCAAAACCAAAUCCAUCAGGUUCAUUAGAUAUUCUUAGAGUUUUCAAUGAAUCAUUCAUAAAACAAAAUCAAUCAAUCAUUAAACCAGAUGAAAUUCUAUUCGUUGGUGAUUCAAUUGAUGAUAUCACCACUAGUAAAAAUUUCGGUUCAAUCUCAAUGUUACUUUUAAAUGAUCAUAAUAAACAUCAUAGUCAAUCUGCUGAUUAUUCUAUUUCAAAUUUUACUGAAUUAAUUCAAAUUUUAAAUUUAAAUUUAAAUUUAUCUUUUAAUAAUAAUAAUAAUAAUAAUAAUAAUAAUAAUAAUAAUAAUAAUAAUAAUAAUAAUAAUAAUAAUAAUAAUAAUAAUAAUAAUAAUAAUAAUAAUAAUAAUAAUAAUAAUAAUAAUAAUAAUAAUAAUAAUAGUAAUAAAAUAUCUUCUAAUUAA